AAUAAUUUGAACCUAAAUUCGUUUGUUUUUGGUCCAACUCAAAAGAGAGACUAUAGGGAAAACAUUUGAAUAUUGAGCUAAGACAACUCAAAUUUCCUCACUCAUGAGCUAGCUAAACUGCUAAAGAUAUAUGUGGCGAGUAAAAAGAGGAAUUAAAGAAAUAUGACUUCAAAAUUAGGAAAAAAAAAUUUUAAAAAAAAAUUACACUCUUUAUCCACGUAGUAAUCUUUGAUUAAAUAAUUAAUCUUUCCUUAAAUUAUUUGGUAGAUUCCAAAUCAAUAUUCAUAAUCAUAAUCAUGAUUGUUUUCCUAAUUUAAAUAAAUCUACCAACUCUACAAUCUUUGUUUCAAUUAAAUUAAAUUUUUUUUAAAAAAAAAAAACAUCUUAUAUAAUUGUUCUUAUAUUCUUAAACCCUUAUUUUUCAUUUUCUUAUUUUGAUUCCAAAUUUUAUGGUCUACCUCUCAAAAUAAUAUACCAGAAAUAGUGUUCAUUCUUCUUGAUUUUUUUUGGGAGCAAAAGAAAAUACAUCAAUUUUUUUCUUCUUGAAUUCUGGGGAUUUGAAUUUUCUUUUCUUCCCCUUCCCCUUGAAGGGGAAAUUUCCGUCUUUACAAAUUAAUAUUUUCGUCUUCAUAAUUAAUUAAUUUAGAUAUUAAUUAAACAAAUAAUUCUGGGCUUGUAAUUGAUGAUUAUGAGUUGUUUUUCAUGCAUAAAUAUACCCAAAAAGAGGUUUCCUUUUGAAGAUGAGAGGCUCUUUAAUCCUGAUUCUCCCUCUUAUUCUUACACUCCAGAUGGGAAGGAAAAUUCACAGUUUGAAAAUGCAGAUCAUGAUAGAAAAACAGGGUCCUUAGGUGAUAAGCAGAAUGUGGUUGAUACAAUAGAUGCCACUGCAGCUCAGAGCUUCAGUUUCCAAGACCUUGCAGUCGCGACAAAGAACUUUAGGGAGUCUAAUUUGAUCGGAGAAGGUGGCUUUGGGAAGGUUUAUAAGGGUCGUUUGGAUAAUGGACAGUUAAUUGCUGCUAAAAGGCUUAAUUUGGACAGCCUUCAAGGCAAUCAGGAGUUCAUCAUUGAAGUUUUGAUGUUAAGCUUGCUGCAUCAUGAAAACCUGGUCACUCUGACUGGCUAUUGUGCUGAAGGCGAUCAAAGAAUCUUGGUUUACGAGUACAUGCCCAAGGGCAGCUUGGCUGACCAUCUUUUCGAUCUUGAGAGUGACAAAGAUGCCCUGGAUUGGAAUGCGCGGGUAAAGAUUGCUGCUGGUGCUGCACGCGGACUAGAGUAUCUACACUGUGUUGCAAAGCCACCUGUAAUCUAUCGCGAUCUCAAGUCAGCCAACAUCUUGUUGGAUAACGAGUUCAACCCAAAGCUCUCGGAUUUUGGACUUGCAAAGCUCGGUCCUAUGGAUGACAAUACUCAUGUGUCAACAAGGGUGAUGGGAACAUUUGGAUAUUGUGCUCCAGAAUAUGCUAUGACUGGAAAACUUACCUUAAAAUCUGACAUCUUCAGUUUUGGCGUAGUCUUGUUGGAAAUUGUUACAGGAAGGAAGGCAUUCGACAUUACAAAGAGGCAUGGCCAUCAGAGUCUAGUUGUUUGGUCUCGUCCCUAUUUGAAAUAUCGACGAAAGUACAUUGACAUAGUAGAUCCUCGGCUGAGGGGGAAGUUCCCUACCCGCUCUGCCCGUCACCUGAUUGCUGUUACCUCCAUGUGUUUAAACGACGAACCAAACCUACGACCCUGUAUGAGCGACAUUGUGGUGGCACUUGACUACUUAGCCAAUGAAUGCCAGUCACCCCCAAGUGCAUCUUCAACUGCCCAAAGUACCCCGACACGUUCGAGCACUUUGACAACGGAACAGCAGGCUAAUCCCUACUCUCCAAAGAAACUCUCCUCAAAGGAGGACUCUCCAAGCAAGCAGACAAUUAAAUGAGGAGAGGGCAAUCAGUCGAACUUAAAUGAGAUGAAUGCUUUUUCGUCAUAUUAGUAUGCUCGUCUAAUCUCUAAAUUUGCUUAGCAUCAAGGACAAGAAAAGUGAAACUCAUAAAAUGGAGAGGAUAUGGAGCAAUUUUUUAUGUACAAGAUGGAAAAGAAGAAUAUCUUUAUCUAUAUAUGCUGUGCAAUAAAAAUCGGUUAACAUCGCAAAAAGAUAUUAUUUUUUGCCUCCAUAUUAAAGAUUGAAUGUGGAAAGCAACAAUAUACAUAUCCAUUUAUGCUCCACAGACUUCAUAGUUUAAGGUAAAACUAAUUACACCGCUCGUGCGUGAAAAUGCAAGCUUAUAGAACCACAACAAUGGCCCUGGUGAGCUGAAAGGUUUUAGACACACCCAAAGGAGUGAUGUGCAUCCACAAUGUAAUGCUCGUCCAUAUGUGCCUUGAAAUUUUUUCGAGAUCGUAACUAGUUUUUACGCUAGAAGAUCUGCUGGUCAGAAUUAUAUAGGAGAUUUGCUAGUAACGGUUACUUCCAACAGUACGAAAAUGCAAUAUGCUCCUACUAGUUCAUCCAUUUCACAAUACAUGUCAUGCGUGAAUCUAGAGUGACUAAUAAAUAAGAUAACAUAAAAGAAAAAAGAAAUACUUCAUAACUCAUCUUUUAAUACUAGCAAGAUGAAUAAGAUUUAACAUAAAAGAACGAAAGAUGUACUACGUAUUUCACAAGGCUCCCAAAACAUUUGAGAUGAUAGUCAUGAGACCCCCUCUAAACAGAUUA
Molecule: messenger RNA, 2698 nt
Organism: Chenopodium quinoa (quinoa)
Lineage: Eukaryota; Viridiplantae; Streptophyta; Magnoliopsida; Caryophyllales; Amaranthaceae
Product: probable serine/threonine-protein kinase PBL21
Exons: 6
Coding region: 683-1921 (412 amino acids)
Biological process (GO): protein phosphorylation
Molecular function (GO): ATP binding; protein kinase activity
Source: RefSeq, a predicted model, not a curated record